Messenger RNA from Acanthosepion pharaonis, 840 nucleotides. The record is from the annotation of a GenBank genome assembly. Lineage: Eukaryota; Metazoa; Mollusca; Cephalopoda; Sepiida; Sepiidae.
AUGGAUAUUCUUUUCUGUUUGUAUUUCAAUCCUCCUAUUUCUUCUCUUCCGUUUUCUCCUUUGCCUUCGUCUCCUCUUUCUUCAACUCAUCCGUCGACCUCCAUUUUCCUCUUAUUCUUUCAAACCCUGCUUCUCCUUUUCCUAUUACUCUUCAGUAUUCGCCGUCCUCAUUUUUGCCCCCUUUUAAUCUUUCUAUUUUUCUUUACUCCCUCUCUCUUCCUCCUUCUCCCCCUCCUCCUCCUCUUCAUCCAAUACCUUAUCAUUCGUAUGACCCGACUUCUGCUCAUCUUUCUCCUUCUUUCUCUCCCCUUAUUUAUGUCGUCUUUAUCUAUUUUUCAUUCCGACUACAAUUUUUCCCUCUCCGUCUUUUACAUUGACCCCCUACUUAUAUUCUUUUUCUGUUUAUAUCUAUCUAUCAUUCUCAGCUGUUCAUAUCUAUCUAUCUAUCUAUCUAUCUAUCUAUCUAUCUAUCUAUCUCAGUCUAUUCAUAUCUAUCUAUCUAUCUAUCUAUCUAUCUAUCUAUCUAUCUAUCUAUCUCAGUCUGUUUAUAUCUAUCUAUCAUUCUCAGCUUUUCAUAUCUAUCUAUCUACCCACCUAUCUCAAUAUGUUCAUAUCUAUCUAUCUAUCUAUCUAUCUAUCUAUCUAUCUAUGAGUAUGUCUGCCUUUUGUAUCUUUAUUUUCCCUUCUUUAUUCCCUUCACAGCUUCGUCCCUUAGACUUUUUUGUUCCGCCACAUGUCAAGAACAUUUGUCCGAUGAGAAUUCUUUGCUCAAUUUUCAAAAUGUGCACCCGACCUGCUUUCUACAUCUUCCUUUCAUUUCAUCACCGAUGUCUCUGUUGA